Sebastes umbrosus (honeycomb rockfish) is the source of this 834-nucleotide messenger RNA. RefSeq names its product scavenger receptor cysteine-rich type 1 protein M160-like. NCBI's taxonomy places the organism in Eukaryota, Metazoa, Chordata, Actinopteri, Perciformes, Sebastidae. The record is from RefSeq and is a predicted model, not a curated record. The transcript has 3 exons. Gene Ontology annotation, cellular component: membrane. Bases 185 to 640 code for a protein of 151 amino acids.
CCACAGUGCUAGAAUCAGCGAGCUGUCAGCAGCUUCUUAUCAACACAUCAGUUCCUCAGACACGCAGGUCAGAGGAGGAUAAAUAUCAUGUGUCAAACUAAAGAGAAGUAAAUGAUGAGUGAAGCUGCAGCUCUUCCAGUGAGGACAGCACACACAGAGCAGAGAGACGGUCUACCUGGACGUCAUGGAUCACCUGUUGGUGCUGCUGCUGCUGCUGCUGUGGAGCUCAGGACUCCAGGCUGAAGAAAAUCACAACUCAACAGAGUCUGAUGAUGUCAGGUUGGUGGGAGGAGACAGUCGCUGUGCAGGAACACUGGAGGUGAAACAUCGGGGAGACUGGAGACCAGUGAGUGGCUAUGACUAUGGCUGGACCCUGAAGGAAGCAGCUGCUGUCUGCAGAGAGUUGGACUGUGGCUCUGCUGUUUCUGUAGAACACAGAGAGGAGUCCUCAUGGAGAUCUGUGUGGUGGAUCAGCUCUGACUGUGUUCAUUCUGGAUCUGCUCUGAGGGAGUGUGCAACAUCAGAUUACUCUAACUCUAUCCUGGAUCUCACCUGCUCAGGUAAGCCCAUCAGUGACAUCAUCAGUGACAUCAUCUAUGACAGUAAUGUACCCACAAUGACACACACAUGCAGCAGCUAGAAUCCCAGCAGACUGUCUCCAGCAGUCAUGAUAAAGUCUGUUGAUCUGCUGCCUCCAUACAUCAGCUGCUGAAUGUGUAGUAUUAGUGUUUUGCAACAUACUAUUUGUCCUACACCACCAUCCACUGGUUGUACUGAGUUAUACUUCCUGUUGAGAUGCAAACAUGGAAAUAAAGGGGUUAGCCACCACGUUGA